Molecule: messenger RNA, 2374 nt
Organism: Xyrichtys novacula (pearly razorfish)
Lineage: Eukaryota; Metazoa; Chordata; Actinopteri; Labriformes; Labridae
Source: the annotation of a GenBank genome assembly
UAUCUGCAGCCUAAACAACUUUACAGCUCUGUCACUUUGGAGUUAAUGCACAACAGAAGUUAUCAGCAGAGCUCUUUACUACCUCACUCUCUGACAGACAAUAUAGCUUAUCUUAGUUAUAAUUUAAACAGAAAUCAGAUCUUUAGAUUGUCCUCCCUUUAUUUAAGAGCUCACUUCAGUCGGACUCGACCAGGACUGGAACAAGAGACCGAAGGUAAGAGAUCGUCGGUUUAUUUGGAGCUUGAAAUGGCAAAGUGGGCAAAAGGUAAUGAAAUAAGUUCACAGAGACGUCUGUCAAACUGGGCCAAAGGUUUCAGUCAGCGAGAACCUCUGAGGGUCGGGACUACACUCGCUCCGGGGUCCGACAGUCCAGGGCAGCAAAUCCAACUCAUUAUAACACAGAGUAGUGAAGCUCUUCAUGGUGAUAGUGGACGAGUUUGAGGAGUUACCUGGAUUUAAUACUAAUGAAACAACACAACGCAGGUUCUGCUCAUGCAAUAACUUGUAUCAGAGCCGGCUCAAGGCAUAAGCGAACUAAAAUCUUCUUAGGGCCCCGUGGCCAGUUGGGGCCCCCAAGAGCGAUAAAAAAAUAAAUUAAACAUCUUUUAAUUUUUGCAUGUAUGAGUGAUGCUUUCUGUAUGAUCAAAUAUAUAUUAUUGCAAAAAUAAGAUAAAGUAAAAACAGCUUAUUGCUGCUGCUGAUGUAGGUCUAUGAUUCUUACAGUAAACACAAUACUUGUAGCUGAAUGUGUGACAGUUUGGGAUUAAAAACCAUAUGUGGCCCCCUGACCAUCAUUCAUCAGUCAUUUAUUGGUAUUAUUUGUAUGGUUGCAUUAGUAUUAUUUAUGUUAUUACCUAGGCCACCCCCUUAAAUAUGUAAAGACGUUUCAGAGGCAUUAAAUUUAUACUGUAGUAGGUGUGUGAAUGAUCAACAAUCAAUAUUAUUAAAAAUACAGCUGUGAAUGUUCUGAAUCACUUACACUUAUGUAAGUUACACAGUUAUUGAAACAGCAAAGACAGAGCUGACAACAUUGUGUCUUUACUAAUAUCACAGGGUUCAGAGAGUUCAGAUAUUAUGAGAACGGUUAAUCCCAAACAUAUUAUUUUUUAUUUAAAAAAAGGGCAAAUUUCCAGAGAAUUGCCAGAGAAGACACUCAGCCUUGAAGGCUACGAAUUUAUGAGGGUUAAUUUCCACAGCUGUCUGGGUUUGAAUGGCCAUAGUUACUUGUUAAAAGAGAUAAGAGGAAACAAAGGGCAGGUAAAUCAAUAGGCAGGAGCAAGUGAAAUAACCACGACACCCUCCAAGAGCAGAGAGAGGGACUUUGGAGCUCAAUUGUGUAACAUGUGAACUAUCUUUCCAUCUUAUUUUCUUUCAGAGGAUUUGCGAUCAUGCAGCUGGUGAUCCGCCCAUUCCAACCCUCAGACGAGGAAACAGUCCGGACUCUGUUCAGCAUCGGCAUCAGAGAACACAUCGGCCCGUGUUUCAGAAAUGCCAUGACCAGACCCCUCCACCUCGCCACCACCGUCGCUCUGUGUGUCGUCGGCUACCUCCUCAGCUCUGUUUUGGGGGCAGUGGUGUUAACCGGUGUGUGGGUGGGCUUUGUCUACUCCUGCUGCCAUUUCCUUUAUGCAAGCUUUGUCGAGGGGAAACUCAGGACGGACAUGCAGGACAUCCCUGGGCAUUAUCAGAGCAGACCGGAUGACUGUUUUUGGGUGGCUGAAGCUCAGGUUGAUGGAAGAUCCCAAAUCCUGGGAAUAGUGGCCAUAUUGGCCAAACAAAGUGGAAAGGAAAGACACGGGGAGCUGUUCAGGAUGAUUAUCUCACCGUCAUGUCGGAGGUCAGGAUUGGGCACCAGAUUGACUCAGACUGCGAUAGAUUUCUGUAAAGAACGAGGUUUCUCAAAGAUAGUGCUGGAGACGAGUUCGACUCAGUCUGCUGCUGUGGCACUGUACGAAAAAAUGGGGUUUGCUCUGGUCCACACACACACUAAAACACAUGCUCCAUCCUGGGUUGUACCUCUGACCGGGGUCACGAUUUUUGUCAUGGAAAAACGUCUGUAGGUCUGAGUUCACCCUGAUCAGACAGUGUCAUGGUUCUCAAUCAGUCUUAAAAGCUAUGGGCGAUCUGUAAUACAUGGUCAUAACUGUAAACUCUAACACACAUACACCCUCACAUAUAGGGGAGAGUGGGGUAAGUUGAGCCACCCCCUGUUGCUUGGAAAUGAUAAAAGAAAUUGAUCAUGUGACCAAAUAUUUAGGAGAUGGGCAUCAAUUCAUGGAGUCUGUGAAGGUUAGAAGCACAUGGGUGAAGAAGGGGUUAGACAAGUGAAUUUAGUCUGUCAUAAGUUCGAUUAGAAUUGUGUUCAGACCAAGAA